This is a messenger RNA of Maniola jurtina (meadow brown), 809 nucleotides long. RefSeq names its product 28S ribosomal protein S23, mitochondrial (gene mRpS23). Gene Ontology annotation, cellular component: mitochondrion; ribosome. NCBI's taxonomy places the organism in Eukaryota, Metazoa, Arthropoda, Insecta, Lepidoptera, Nymphalidae. Gene Ontology annotation, molecular function: structural constituent of ribosome. The coding region runs from base 107 to 577 and encodes 156 amino acids. The transcript is spliced from 3 exons. The record is from RefSeq and is a predicted model, not a curated record. Gene Ontology annotation, biological process: translation.
CGCAAUCGAGUAGCGAACCUUAUUUUAAAUUAUCAAAAUAAGAUAACCUCUGAAUACAAUAUUUUUUAGGAAAAACCAUAUUUUAAUAUUUCUACAAAUUAAUACAAUGGCAACGAGUAGAUUAGAAAGGAUCGGCACCAUAUUCACUCGAGCGGAAGGCCUGAUUCUACGUGGAGCAAUUAAGCCAGAUGACAGACCACUGUGGUUCGACGUGUACAAAGCGUUCCCGCCGACUGUGGAGCCCAAGUAUGCGCGACCCAAGCCGCAAAACCAGACUAUCAAACCAAUCCUUUACAAAGAAGAUGUUACAAGAGCGAAAUUUCACUCCAAAGGUCAUGGGUUGAGCGCCAACAUGCUUAGCUUGACUGGAGAGACCCAAACUAGGAAGCUCAUACAAAAGUACCAGGAACUACAGUCUGAAGGGUUUUCGGAAGAAGAAUCACUUCAGAGGUCCGUUGAAGCGGUAGGAAGCGCGCGACAAGCUACUGAAACUACCAAAAUAACCCCAAAGAAUCCAGAUUCAGUCACUGCUAAAGUUCUUGCGGAGGCUGACCUUAAAAAUAUAUUUAAAGAAUAGUUUUACAUUUGCAUUUGUCUAAAUGUAGAUAUUGCUAUCCCUUUCCUAAUACUUCCUGCAGAAAAGUAUAGAUAUAACUCUUUUUGAGGUUUUUAGACCUGUCAAGUGUCAAUUUAGUUUAAAGACUACAACAGAAUUACCUACCCAGCCACGUUUAUUAGUGUGUAUUAAUGUUUGUUUCGUUAGCUAUAAGUAGUUAAUAAGUAGAUUUAUUAAAUUUAAUUGCUGUUAA